GGCAGGGGGGCUACUUGGCUGGCGGCACGCGGGGGCGGCUGGGUGGGGAGGUACGCGGCUCGUUGGCUCGCUCCGGACAGGGGGUGUCGGACCGGCUGCAAGCAUGGGUGACCAAGCGCUCGGCUUCCUUAAGGACUUUUUGGCUGGUGGGAUCGCUGCCGCUAUCUCCAAGACUGCUGUCGCCCCCAUCGAGAGAGUGAAGCUGUUGCUACAGGUCCAGCAUGCCAGCAAACAAAUCACGGCGGAUAAGCAGUACAAGGGCAUCGUGGACUGCAUAGUCCGCAUCCCUAAGGAGCAGGGCAUUGUCUCUUUCUGGAGAGGCAACCUGGCCAAUGUCAUCCGGUACUUCCCCACCCAAGCCCUCAACUUCGCCUUCAAGGACAAGUACAAGCAGAUCUUCCUGGGGGGAGUUGACAGGCACAAGCAGUUCUGGCGCUACUUUGCGGGGAACCUGGCAUCUGGGGGUGCUGCAGGAGCUACCUCCCUCUGCUUCGUCUACCCCCUGGAUUUUGCCAGGACCCGGCUGGCAGCUGAUGUGGGCAAAGGAGCCGCUGAGAGGGAAUUCUCAGGGCUGGGCGACUGUAUCGUCAAGAUCUUCAAGUCUGAUGGUUUGAGGGGCCUGUACCAAGGAUUCAGUGUGUCUGUUCAGGGCAUCAUCAUCUACAGAGCAGCGUACUUCGGGGUUUAUGACACUGCCAAGGGUAUGUUGCCUGAUCCAAAGAAUGUGCAUAUUAUAGUGAGCUGGAUGAUUGCCCAGUCUGUCACUGCAGUAGCAGGGCUGGUUUCUUAUCCUUUUGAUACUGUGCGACGUAGGAUGAUGAUGCAGUCUGGCCGAAAGGGAGCUGAUAUUAUGUACACGGGCACACUUGAUUGCUGGAGGAAGAUAGCUAAAGAUGAAGGAGGCAAAGCAUUCUUCAAAGGUGCCUGGUCGAAUGUUUUGAGAGGCAUGGGUGGAGCUUUUGUAUUGGUACUUUAUGAUGAAAUCAAGAAAUAUGUCUAAAGCAACAUAAUGUAGUUCAAUUGUUCUCAACCAACUUUUUUUUUAUCUAAACAUGCUGUUGUGAUGUGAUGGACAACAAAAUAUUUCCUAGGGAAACAGAAUAAAAUGUGAGUAACAUACCUAUUUUAGGAUGCAUUAACUUAAAAAUUGUCCACUACAUCACAGUUGCACUUUAUAUGAGAAGUCCUCCAACACUUGUAUUGGAACCUGUAUAUAGUGUAAUUAAAACUUAAGGUAAUUUUGUCUAGAGAUGAGACUUGGGUGAUCUACACCUACAUUAAAAUGCAAUGUGAUCUCUUAAUAGGUAUUUCAGAAUAUCUCAUUCUAUUAUUGUGAUCUCCCUACCCAGCAGUGUGAUGACACAACAUGAAGUAAAAUCAUGUUUUCUAAAGAUUUAUUUUUUGAGAUGAAAAUUGUGUGAAAGUAUAAACUAUACCAAAGCAGCAGGCUGAGUUCUUUACUACAGCCUCUUC
Messenger RNA from Dryobates pubescens (Downy woodpecker), 1473 nucleotides. It is a transcript of the gene SLC25A4, whose product is annotated as solute carrier family 25 member 4. Gene Ontology annotation, cellular component: mitochondrial inner membrane. Gene Ontology annotation, molecular function: ATP:ADP antiporter activity. The transcript is spliced from 4 exons. Bases 104 to 1000 code for a protein of 298 amino acids. NCBI's taxonomy places the organism in Eukaryota, Metazoa, Chordata, Aves, Piciformes, Picidae. The record is from RefSeq and is a predicted model, not a curated record. Gene Ontology annotation, biological process: mitochondrial ADP transmembrane transport; mitochondrial ATP transmembrane transport.